AUGGACCUCAAAUCAAUUGUGUUGCCUCCUCCUCGACCAGGCUCGGCCACAGAGCUAUCUAACCCACACCUAUCACCUGGCCAUGGUCCCCUGAGACCCUACUCGGCCAACGCCCUUCCCAGUAUAACCACAGCCCCCGGUGGAUGGAAGACGUCGUUGCCUCCUAGUCCGGUACACAGUCCUAAUAAUGGACAACCGAAGGACAAGGAUGGCAAUCAGAUGACUGCUGCCCUCGUUGGUGAAAGCAAUGGUGUUGCGAGCGUGAACGGAAUGAAUGGAACUACUAACGGAGCCACCUCUUCUAACGGAACCAUGUCUAAUGGAACCUCGCCAGGUCAGAGUCCUGUCAACCAGACACUGAACACAGCCACUUCGCCGACGCAUUCGGUGCCACAACUGCCUCCGCCAACGGCAGAGACGUUUCCCACGCUCAACAGAAAGAGCAGCACAUCCAACUUCAAGAUCUCCAAGUCACCGCCCAAGUCGCUACGGAAGGCAAAGUCCAUGGCUGCCCUAGGCUCCUCGCUCUCAAACUACCCUCCACCUCCCAUGCCGGACUACGAGUACGACGAUGAACCUGCUUCUCCCACGGCCAUCAAGACGGAGCAGCUGGAACCUGCUACCCCCAGCAUCCCUAUCAUCAGCACCCUGCCCUCCUCCACGAGCGUCUCUUCCAGGCGACACGCACACAUUCUGUCGGAACAAAGACGGCGAGAAAACAUCAACGGAGGCUUUCAACAACUGCGCAACGCAGUCCCCUACUGCCGAGGAACCCAGCUGUCCAAGGCCGUCAUCCUCAAGAAGGCGGUCGAGUACAUUGCAGCUCUGGAGGAAGAGGUGUAUAACCUGCGGUACAGACCUGGUCCCCCCCAGGGCCAUGCACCUCCCCAGACCCACACCCACGGCCCUCCCCCUCAACACCAUCAUCAACAUCAGGCUCCCCCCAUGCACCACAUGCCCCACCAGCAACAUCCACAGCAUCAGCCUCAUGGGCCCCCUCCUAUGCAUAUGCCUCCCGGAGCUCCCGGGUCCGUCGCAGGUCCACCUCCCAUGCACAUGCCUGUCUACUCAUCUCCAUCGCCGUACUCGUACCGGUCGGGAUCCCACAGUGCCUCACAUCUGCCACAGCCUCCUCACCACGUUCCUGAACGUCCUGCAUCUGCCGAGGGCUCGCCAUAUGCGCGACGAUCGUCCCACCAGGAUCUACGAAGCUUGCGGUCUAGUAGCACCACGUCCCUGGUUGACGAUAAGCUGCCUCCCAUGAACAGUGAGAGGUAG
Messenger RNA from Yarrowia lipolytica CLIB122, 1278 nucleotides. RefSeq lists its product as uncharacterized. The record is from RefSeq and is a predicted model, not a curated record. Gene Ontology annotation, molecular function: protein dimerization activity; RNA polymerase II cis-regulatory region sequence-specific DNA binding; DNA-binding transcription factor activity, RNA polymerase II-specific. NCBI's taxonomy places the organism in Eukaryota, Fungi, Ascomycota, Dipodascomycetes, Dipodascales. Gene Ontology annotation, biological process: regulation of transcription by RNA polymerase II.